AUAAACCAUAUAUAACGAUAGAAUUAUCGGCGACAUAUCGGAUACAACGAUAGAAUUCUGGCCGCCCGGAAGGUGCUUAUCACGAAAAAUUUGCCUGGAAAUUUGAGAAAAAUUAAAAUACUUGAAGCGAACGACAUGAAAACUAGUAAAAAUAUCAAAAACCGGUCGGCGUGGAAAGAUCCGCUAGGUGACGCGAGGCGCCGCCCGAUUUAAAAAGUUCAGCCUCAUCCUUCGGAACUAAGUGCUAUCGUCAUCGCAAUCGCUGAAGGGAGGAGAGAAAGAGCUUGCUUGGCCGCCGCCGCGCAACGCUUCCUAGUUUUCCCCCGUUUCCGCACGUUCGUACGUUCGUGAGGUAAAAAUGGCGCCGACUAAGCGCAAAGCGAUAUCUCUGGAGGUGAAGCAGCGAAUUCACCGGGAUUUCCGACAAGGAUUCAAGGUUGGUAGCCUCGCAAAAAGAUACGAGCUGUCUCAAUCAACGAUUUCUACAAUCAUCAAGGCUGGAGAUGUCUUGAAGAAGGCUGGCACCAGCGGUCACGACGACCAGCGAAAGCGGGUUAGGGAUCCUUUGUACGGCGACGUUGAAGACUCCCUGUACCAGUGGUUCUUGACCACUCGCAACCGGAACGUGCCCAUAAGUGGACCUAUUCUUGCCGCAAAGGCGAAGAAAUUUGCUUCCCUUCUGGGACGGGAAAACUUCGAACCCGGCGGAGGAUGGAUUCAGCGGUUCAAGGAUCGCCACGGCAUCGUUUAUAAAAACGUCGUCGGGGAGGCUGCCUCGCUGGACGUAAAUGCGAAAGACGAAUGGCUGGCGACGAAAUUACCCGAGCUGUUGGAGCGCUUCCAAGAAAGUGACAUUUUCAACGGCGAUGAAACAGCACUCUUUUAUGAGAUGCUGCCUACAAAGACGCACGCGCUGAAAGGUGACCCGUGCGUUGGUGGCAAACAUAGCAAGGUCCGGGUGACGGUGUUUGUGUGCGCAAACAUGGACGGUACCGAGCGUCUCAACGCGGACAACGCUGCCGCUUCAUGCGAGGAGUCUACUGAUGAGGCCAUUGCCGAGGAACAGCAAUCGCGACGAAAAAUCACAUCGAGCGACUGCGAAAGUAGUGACGACGACGGCGGCGACGAGAACACCCCGCCUCCAAUGUCUUCACAAAAUGCCCUGCUCUCCAUCCAGUCGCUGGUCGGUUUUGUGCACGCAAAAGGACUGCCGCCAGCGUACGCGCAACAACUGGAAGCAAUGCACACGGCAAUUGUCAAACUUCAGCUCAAGCAAGCGCAAAUUUCCGACUUUUUUAAGCAUGCUUAAAUUAUUUUACAGUCAUUUUCGUACCUUUUAAUAAAGCCUUCGGUUUUCUUUGCCUCGGCUCGCGUUGUACGACCUGAUUCACUCAUCGCCCGUAAGUAACUUCUCUUUGUGUUUUUUUUUUGUCGGUCCAGAUAUAACGAUAAUCGGCUAUAACGAUUGGAUUUUGCGGU
Molecule: messenger RNA, 1479 nt
Organism: Ixodes scapularis (black-legged tick)
Lineage: Eukaryota; Metazoa; Arthropoda; Arachnida; Ixodida; Ixodidae
Product: tigger transposable element-derived protein 6-like
Exons: 2
Coding region: 359-1309 (316 amino acids)
Cellular component (GO): nucleus
Molecular function (GO): DNA binding
Source: RefSeq, a predicted model, not a curated record